GACUUUUCUUGUUUAAAAAUAUCACCACAUCCCACCUAAGUUUCACUUCAACGAUGAUUACAGAACCAGUAUGGAUUUUCCAAAGUUGUUCCUGCAUUCUUCUCUUCUAGUGCUCCAUUUCGCAUUUUCUUCUUCCAAAGACACAAUAACUAUAAACCAAACCAUUCAUGAUGGUGACUUUCUGAUCUCUAGAGAAAAUAAUUUUGCAUUAGGAUUCUUUAGCCCCGGAAGUUCCAGGUUUAGAUAUCUUGGAAUCUGGUACCGUAAAGUCCGAGAGCAAACUGUAGUGUGGGUAGCAAAUAGGGAUGAUCCAAUCAAGGGUUCCUCGGGAGUUCUAUCAAUUGACCAAUAUGGAAAUCUCGUUCUCCGCAGCUAUCAUAACCAGAAAGUUCCUAUAUGGUCUACAAAUGUCUCAGUGGAGGUUACAGAUACUUGUGUGGCUCAGCUCUUGGAUACAGGAAAUUUGAUUUUGGUCCACGAUAGAAGUAAAAGUAAUGUGUGGGAAAGCUUUGAUCAUCCUACGGAUACUUGGCUGCCAGGAAUGAAACUUGGGUUGGACCGAAGGACAGGCAUGAACCGGUUCCCGAUAUGUUGGAGAUCAGCAGAUGACCCUGGAACUGGAAACUUCUCACUUCAGAUCAACCCAAAAGGAUCACCACAGUUCUUUAUCUACUGGGGUAUAAAAUAUAUUUGGCGAGGCAUUCCUUGGCCCUUGAAAAGUUAUGCAGAUAUAUUCAAUGCUAGUUUUGUCAACAAUCAAAAUGAGACAUAUGCGGCAUACUCUGUUUCUGAUGCUUCCGUUAUCCUAAGGUUAAUGUUGGACUAUUCAGGACUUGUUAAGAAACUAAUUUGGCAUGAAAAAGAUGGCAAAUGGAAUGAAUUCCGGUCGAUGCCAAAAUCUACAUGUGAUCCGUAUGGGCAUUGUGGUACCUAUGGAAUAUGUGACCCUGACUUUCUUGGUCGAAGAUUUGAAUGUGAUUGUUUACCGGGGUAUGAACCCAAGUCCCCAAGGGACUGGCAUAUUCUAAAAGAUGCAUCAGGCGGGUGUGUCAGGAAGCGGCUAGAGUCUACCUCAUUAUGUGGCCAUGGAGACGGAUUUGUGAAAGUGGCGAAUGUUAAAGUACCUGACACUUCAGCAGCAGUUUGGGUGAGCACGAAUAUGAGUCCAAGGGACUGUGAAAAGAAUUGCAUGAGGAAUUGUUCAUGCUCUGCAUAUGCAAGCAUAGAUAUUGCUAGGAAGGAGACUGGCUGUUUGACAUGGUACGGCAAAUUGAUGGACACUGUGCACAAUGGGGCAGAGGGAUAUGAUAUUUAUGUUCGUGUUGAUGCAGUCGAAUUAGCUGAAAUCGCCCAAAAAUGGAAUGGUUUUCUUAAAAGGAAGGAUAUGUUAGCGAUUUUAGUAGUAUCUGUUGUUUCAGCUUGGUUUGUCGUCAUCUUGUUUGCAUAUUUGUGGCUCAAGAAGAAGAAGAAAAGGGUGAGGAACAAAUGGAACAAAAGAUGGCUUGAUACAAUUGGCAGCGCAUACUACAGCGAAACUUCAGUGGAAAAUCAAGUCGAAGGUAGCAUGAGUCAUCCAGAGAUUGCAUUUUUCAAUCUCAGCACCAUACUUGCUGCAACUGACAGUUUCUCUCCAGCUAACAAACUAGGGCAAGGUGGUUUUGGCGUGGUUUAUAAGGGUAAAUUGUUUAAUGGAAAGGAAGUUGCUGUGAAAAGACUUUCAAAAGAUUCAGGGCAAGGAAUAGAUGAAUUUAAAAAUGAAGUUUUGUUGAUAGCAAAACUUCAACAUCAAAAUCUGGUGAAACUCAUAGGGUACUGCAUUCAGGGAGAGGAACCGAUGCUAGUUUAUGAAUACAUGCCAAACAAAAGUUUGGACUCCUUUCUUUUUGAUGAAACAAGAAGGUCAAUCUUGGAUUGGAGAAAACACUUUGAUAUUAUCGUUGGAAUUGCUCGUGGAAUCUUAUAUAUUCACCAAGAUUCUAGGUUGAGAAUUAUCCAUAGAAAUCUAAAAACUAGCAAUAUUCUAUUGGAUGGGGAAAUGAAUCCAAAAAUUUCAGAUUUUGGCCUAGCUAGAAUCUUCAAAGGCGACCAAACUCAUGAAAAGACAAACAAAAUAGUUGGAACACUUGGGUACAUGUCUCCAGAAUAUGUGGUAUUUGGAAAGUUUUCAAUGAAAUAUGAUGUCUUUAGUUUUGGGAUCAUAUUAUUAGAGAUCAUUACAGGGAAAAAGAACAAUGGUUUUUGUCAAGAGGAUUUUUACCCAAGCAUGAUAGGAAAAGUAAGUUAAAAAAUAUGGAUAAAUUAUUGUAAUCAUCAUUGAAUUUUGCAUUGAUUUUCUUUGUGGUCAUAAAACUUGAACUUGUCGCAAUUUAGUCACUGAAAUUCGAUUUUGUUACAAUUAGUUUCCUGAUUUCUAUGGGAAACCCACCACAAAUCUGACAUGAUAUUCAAUUUGGGGCUAGUUUUGUAUGGCUUCUUCAAUUUGAUUUUUGAUCUAGAUCUCAUUUUUAGUAUUAUAAUAUCUUAACUUGUAUAUCAUGUUACAUUUUCAACGGAAUUCAUACCA
Messenger RNA from Hevea brasiliensis (rubber tree), 2563 nucleotides. RefSeq names its product G-type lectin S-receptor-like serine/threonine-protein kinase At1g11410. The record is from RefSeq and is a predicted model, not a curated record. Gene Ontology annotation, molecular function: protein tyrosine kinase activity; ATP binding; protein serine/threonine kinase activity. The coding region runs from base 71 to 2284 and encodes 737 amino acids. NCBI's taxonomy places the organism in Eukaryota, Viridiplantae, Streptophyta, Magnoliopsida, Malpighiales, Euphorbiaceae. Gene Ontology annotation, biological process: recognition of pollen; protein phosphorylation. The transcript is spliced from 6 exons.